This is a messenger RNA of Pseudophryne corroboree (corroboree frog), 1574 nucleotides long. It is a transcript of the gene PCID2, whose product is annotated as PCI domain containing 2. The record is from RefSeq and is a predicted model, not a curated record. Lineage: Eukaryota; Metazoa; Chordata; Amphibia; Anura; Myobatrachidae. Gene Ontology annotation, molecular function: RNA binding; double-stranded DNA binding. The transcript has 15 exons. The coding region runs from base 165 to 1364 and encodes 399 amino acids. Gene Ontology annotation, biological process: poly(A)+ mRNA export from nucleus; post-transcriptional tethering of RNA polymerase II gene DNA at nuclear periphery; transcription elongation by RNA polymerase II. Gene Ontology annotation, cellular component: transcription export complex 2.
CUCUGCUGCAAUCGCGUCAUCAGAGGUCGCCGGCGAUAUGCUGUUUGCGCAUGCGCAGUUGUGUGCGGCUAGUCUUGGAAAACAGCGAGCUGCCCGGACUGCUCUGAAUCUGAUGUGUAGUAGCUGGUUGACGGCGAUCUGUGUAAUCUUACUAAGAAGCGGAGAUGGCGCACAUAACCAUCAAUCAGUAUUUACAACAGGUGUCGGAGGCUAUUGAAUCGAAAAAUGGUUUCAGUUUCUCGGACCUGGUUUCAUUUCGACAUCCUCACAUUGCAAACCCCAGACUACAGUUGUCUGCUCCAGAAGAAAAGUGUCAGCAGAUGCUGGAGCCUCCCUAUGAUGAAAUGUUUGCAGCUCACUUAAGGUGCACAUAUGCUGUUUCCAACCAUGAUUUUGUGGAGGCAUACAAAUGUCAGACUGUUGUUGUUCAAUCUUUUUUGAAAACUUUCCAGGCCCAUAAAGAAGAAAACUGGGCCUUGCCGGUUAUGUAUGCGAUUACUCUGGAUUUGCGGAAUUUUGCCAAUAGUGCAGAUCUACAGCUGGUUAAAAAAGGAAAAGGAAAAAUUGGAGAUAUGUUAGAAAAAGCUGCUGAGCUAUUAAUGAGCUGCUUCAGAGUGUGUGCAAGCGAUACCCGUGCUGCCUUCGAUGACUCUAAAAAAUGGGGAAUGCUGUUUCUCGUCAAUCAGCUUUUUAAGAUUUACUUUAAGAUCAGCAAACUUCACUUAUGCAAACCUUUAAUCCGAGCUAUCGACAGCUCCAAUUUUAAAGAUGACUACGCAAUGUCACAAAGGGUCACUUACAAAUACUACGUUGGUCGCAAAGCCAUGUUUGACAGUGAUUUCAAGAAAGCUGAGGAAUACCUAUCAUUUGCUUUUAAGAACUGUCCCAAUUCCUGUCAGAAAAAUAAAAGAAUGAUUCUCAUAUACCUGCUGCCAGUGAAGAUGCUGUUGGGUCACAUGCCAACCAUUCAGCUGUUGAAACAAUACGACUUGAUGCAAUUUGCAGAAGUUACAAAGGCUGUCAGUGACGGUAAUCUGCUGCUGCUUUCUGAGGCUUUAGCCAAACACGAGUCCUUCUUCAUCCGCUGUGGCAUCUUCUUGAUUCUGGAGAAGCUGAGAAUAAUCACUUGCAGGAACCUUUUUAAGAAAGUGUAUCUGUUACUACGCACACAUCAGCUGUCUAUGGAUGCCUUUUUGGUUGCCCUAAAAUUCUUGCAGGUGGAAGAUGUGGAUAUCGAUGAAGUGCACUGUAUUAUAGCUAAUCUUAUUUACAUGGGACAUAUAAAAGGUUACAUCUCUCAUCAGCAUCAAAAGCUUGUGGUGAGCAAGCAAAACCCUUUUCCACCACUGUCAACAGUCUGCUAAGAAGUGAAGAUGAAGAAUGGUCUGGUCUUUAAGUGGGAGCCCAUAUCUUAGGCAAAAGUCAGUGUUUCAGUAGCAGAAAUCCUUGUCAAGAAAUAAGCUUUUUGCUUAGUUUCACAAUUGUACAAUUUCUUACUUCAUUUUUAUUUCUCGGACGUCCUAAGUGGAUGCUGGGGACUCCGUCAGGACCAUGGGGAUUAGCGGCUCCGCAGG